Molecule: messenger RNA, 5359 nt
Organism: Alnus glutinosa
Lineage: Eukaryota; Viridiplantae; Streptophyta; Magnoliopsida; Fagales; Betulaceae
Product: pentatricopeptide repeat-containing protein At3g09060
Exons: 8
Coding region: 174-2249 (691 amino acids)
Molecular function (GO): protein binding
Source: RefSeq, a predicted model, not a curated record
GUGGUGCGAUGUCCGAACUCCCAAUAAAUGUUCCGAGGCGACACUGCCUCCCACUUUAGAACUCUCUCCCUCUCGCCGGAAAAUCUCCAGGGUUCAUAACACCGUGCCGGAUUCCUAGUGAAAACAUGACAUGACGACAAGCCAGAGAAUUCUAAAAAGUUACAGUCUCUGCCAUGGUCGAGUUCCCCAAAUCUCUCUCCCCGAAGCGAGUUCUGAAUCUCCUCAAGGCGGAGAGGAACCCUCACUCUGCACUUGCACUGUUCGACUCAGCGACUCGCCACCCGGGUUACGCCCACUCGCCCAGCGUGUUCCACUACAUCCUCCGCCGACUCGUGGACCAGAGGCUUGUCGUCCACGUGGGUAGGGUUGUCGAACUGAUCCGAACCCAGAAAUGCCAAUGCUCCGAAGACGUGGCGUUGACGGUGAUCAAGGCCUAUGCGAAGAGCUCUAUGCCCGAUAAAGCUUUGGAUGUGUUUCAACGAAUGGACGAGAUUUUUGGUUGUAAACCGGGAAUAAGGUCCUACAACAGUCUGCUCAAUGCUUUCACUGAGUCGAACCAGUGGGACCGAGCGGAGUCGUUUUUGGCGUACUUUGAGACGGUGGGUAUGUCGCCGAAUGUACAAACGUAUAAUAUAUUGAUCAAGAUUUCGUGUAAGAAGAAGCAGUUUGAGAAGGCGAAGGGUCUGUUGGAUUGGAUGUGGAACAAGGGUUUGAAGCCUGAUGUCUUUAGCUACGGUACUUUGAUUAAUGCGCUUGCAAAGGGUGGGAAUUUAUGCCAUGCAUUGGAGGUGUUCGAUGAAAUGCCCGUGAGAGGUGUGGAACCUGAUGUGAUGUGUUAUAAUAUUUUGAUUGAUGGGUUUUUCAAGAAAGGGGAUUUUGUUAAGGCUAUGGAGAUUUGGGAGAGCUUACUGAGAGCGUCUAUGGUGUACCCGAAUGUUGUUACAUAUAAUGUUAUGAUUAAUGGAUUGUGUAAAUGCAGGAGGUUCGAUGAGAGCUUGGAAAUAUGGAAUAGGAUGAAGAAAAAUGAGCGACAGCAGGAUUUGUUUACUUAUAGUACUUUGAUACAUGGCUUGUGCGAAGCGGGUAAUAUUGAUGGGGCUGAGAGAGUUUACAAACAGAUGGUUGAGAGUCGGGUGUCUGCUGAUGUAGUUACAUAUAAUACAAUGCUUAACGGAUUUUGUCGAGCAGGGAAGGUUGAAGAGGGAUUUGAAUUGUGGGAGAUUAUGGGAAAUAAUGAUUGUCGAAGUGUUGUCAGUUAUAACAUAUUUAUUAGAGGGUUGUUUGAUAAUGGGAAGGUUGGUGAAGCAAUGUCUAUCUGGGAACUCUUGCAGGAGAAGGGUUGCAGUGCAGAUUCCACCACUUAUGGAGUGUUAAUUCAUGGGUUAUGUAAGAAUGGAUACUUGAAUAAGGCUUUAUGGCUUCUGAAAGAGGUCGAGAAUGGGGGAGCUCAUCUCGAUAUUUUUGCGUAUUCCUCGAUUAUUAAUGGAUUAUGCAAAGAAGGGAGACUAGAUGAAGCGACUGUAGUGGUGGAUCAGAUGGAUAAACGUGGCUGUAAACUGAAUCCUCAUGUUUGCAAUGCAUUACUUAACGGGUUUAUCAGAACUUCCAAACUUGAGAAUGCAGUUCACUUUUUUGGGGAAAUGAGCACCAAGGGUUGCUCUCCAAAUAUCGUCUCCUAUAACAUCCUUAUAAAUGGUUUAUGCAAAUCUGAAAGAUUUAAUCAGGCGUAUUCUUUUGUGAAGGAAAUGCUGGAAAAGGGGUGGAAGCCAGACAUGAUCACGUAUAGCUUGUUGAUGAACGGGCUUUUUCAAGGCAAGAAAAUUGACAUGGCCCUCAACUUGUGGCACCAGUUUCUCAACGAAGGUUUUAAACCUGACGUAACUAUGUACAAUAUUAUAAUUCAUGGGCUUUGCUCUGCUGGCAAAGUCGAAGAUGCUUUGCAGUUCUAUUCAGAGAUGAAGCAGUGGAACUGUAUUCCAAAUCUUGUGACCCACAAUACCCUCAUGGAGGGGCUCUACAAAGCCAGGGACUGUGAAAAGGCAUCAGAGAUCUGGGCUCGCAUCUUAGAAGAUGGGUUACGGCCAGAUAUCAUCUCCUAUAAUAUUACUCUUAAGGGGCUUUGCUCUUGCCUGAGGAUAUCAGAUGCUAUUGCGUACUUAAACCAUGCUUUGGAUCAUGGGAUUCUUCCAACUGCCAUUACAUGGAACAUACUUGUAAGAGCAGUGCUUAAUAAUAGGGCUUCGACAUGAUCCUUUUGGGUUUUGUAGUAGCUUCGAAGUCACUUUUAGGUGCUACCGCUUCUUCACAUACGCCUGCUGCUUUUGGAGUUGGCAAGAAAAGCCAAUUAAUGGCCGUAGUAUUCUUUCAGCUUCUGACAGGGAAUCGAUGAUUCAACACCAUAUUGUGUCAACAAAGCAGGUGGAACCAGUCUUUUGGCUGGUAAUUACAGAUGCUUAAUCUCUACUGAUAAUGCUGGGUUCAAGUGUUGGUUCCAGUAUCCAUUCUAUAGGCAAUGUAUAUGUCUCGGUGCUCCCCUGAAUGAUAGAUAUGCAUAAGGACUUUAUUCACCAAUUCGCAACGUGGUGGGCUCUCUAAAACCUGGAUUACCAAGUUGUUGCACCUGAUUCUAGUUGCUAUAGCCAAUCCGUUCAAUUCUGCCCAAGUACCACAACCAUGGUUAACUGAAAAUACAGGGAAGCAUGUUUAAUCAUGAUUUAAAAAGGUGGAUGUAGUUCUACCUAUAGGCCAGUGCUGGUCAUCGACACUUAAAAAUCAAUGAAGGAACAUGCAACUAAAUCUUUUGAAUUAAAUGUUUUUUCUAGCUGAACAGAAUGCUGCCUUUUUGUUCUAAUGUUGUCGGCUAUUUCAGCGUCAAAAAAUCCUGCCUCUGGUAGACCACCACAAGUUGCUUACUAUCUAUUUGACCUUGGAGAUAUGAGGCAGAAAGCUUUUUUGCUUUUGCUUGCUGGUUGGUUCGGCUCUAAUGCAGAAAGUCUAGCUACCUAUAAUCUAUCUUGUCAAGGAGUGUCAAGAAAAGAGAGGAUCUAGAAAUAGAUAGUCAUGUAGAUGUAUCUGAAUCUACAUUCAUUAAGCUAUGAAAAUGUGAAACUUUUAGCUAUGUCUUUUUUUGUAUCAAUUUUACAAUGGGGAAAUGUUCAUAUAGCAUCAGAUAUGGUAACUUGGUUACCGGGUUUUGGGUAUUGUAGUGAAAUCUCCAAGAUCAGAUGUUGAUGAUGCCAAAUUGAAGUAGAAUGAUGUAUCAGGCCCAAGUUGCAAGUUUUCUCUUGGGUUUAUUUUAUCAUGUCAUAUUCAGUUAUUAAAACUAUCAGUAAAAAAUUUUAUACAGAAAUUUAUUAGGAACAUAGCGAAGGAUAUUCACUUUUCUUCCCGAGUCUUUUCCUUCUCUGUAUUUUCUGUUUCUGAUAACAUCCUCUGCUUGUAGUUGAACUGAGAGAGCAAAGCCACUAGAAUUGCUCCUAGAGCUGCAACCUUUCGCCAAUCAGAUGAAGAAGACAGGAAAGAAUCGGCGAGGCCAAUGGCUAUCGGGCCUAUUGACGCGAGUUGAACUGAGAGAGCAAAGCCAUUAGAAUUGCUCCGAGAGCUGCAACCUUUUGCCAAUCAGAUAAAGAAGACAGGAAAGAAUCAGCGAGGCCAAUGGUGAUCGGGCCUAUUAACGCGAGAGAGAGUGAAGCCACUAGAAUUGCUCCGAGAGCUGCAACCUUUUGCCAAUCAGAUGAAGAAGACAGGAAAGAAUCAGCGAGGCCAAUGGCUAUCGGGCCUAUUAAUGCUAGUUGAACUGAGAGAGCAAAGCCACUAGAAUUGCUCCGAGAGCUGCAACCUUUCGCCAGUCAGAUAAAGAAGACAGGAAAGAAUCAGUGAGGCCAAUGGCUAUCGGGCCUAUUUACGCGAUUUAAAUGUUCUUCCUGGUCUACAAUGGGGAAAUGUUUAUAUAGCAUCAGAUAUGGUAACUCCGUUACCGGGUUUUGGUUAUUGUAGUGAAAUCACCAAAAUCAGAUGUUGACGAUGCCAAAUUGAAGUAGAAUGAUGUAUCAGGCCCAAGUUGCAAGUUUUCUCUUGGGUUUAUUUUAUCAUGCCAUAUUCAGUUAAUAAAACUAUCGGUAAAAAAUUGUAUACAGAAAUUUAUUAGGAACAUAGCGAAGGAAAUUCACUUUUCUUCCCGAGUCUUUUGCUUCCCUGUAUUUUCUGUUUCUGAUAACAUCCUCUGCUCGUAGAGAGAGCAAAGCCACUAGAAUUGCUCCGAGAGCUGCAACCUUUUGCCAAUCAGACGAAGACAGGAAAGAAUCAGUGAGGCCAAUGGCUAUCGGGUCUAUUAACGCGAGUUGAACUGAGAGAGCAAAGCCACUAGAAUUGCUCCGAGAGCUGCAACCUUUCGCCAAUCAGAUAAAGAAGACAGGAAAGAAUCAGCGAGGCCAAUGGCUAUCGGGCCUAUUAACGCGAGUUUAACUGUGAGAGUAAAGCCACUAGAAUUGCUCCGAGAGCUGCAACCUUUCGCCAGUCAGAUGAAGAAGACAGGAAAGCAUCAGCGAGGCCAAUGGCUAUCAGGCCUAUUAACGCGAGGUGUCCUCCUGCUCAGGCUCUUGAAGAACAGCCCUUCAUUCCGGCCUUCCUCCAUCUGACCUUCGAACUCUUCUAAUAUGUUUUCGUUCUGCUCAAUCUCUUGCCUGUUCAUCUCAGCGGCUUCCUCGAAGGCCUGCAUGCGGGUCUCCAUAUUCUCCAUUACCUGCUAAACAGAAAAUGAAUAAGAAGUGGGUUAUCUUUGUUUCUCUAAGCACGUUGCAUGAUUUGCAUCCACAGUUUAGAAGUUCAACAGACCCUGGCACCAGCUUCAUCCAGUCCUUUGAGGGCAUCUUCUCCAAUCUUGUCGAACUCAGCAAUGGCUUCUUCACCAAAUUGUGUUAGAUAAGCUGAUCUCUCAUCCAAGUAGUCGGUGAGCCGGACUUUUUGAGCCUGAAGCAUCGCUAUUCUGGCCAGCAGCUCUUGCUUACGGGUAUCUCCUUCGGGCGGAGAAGCCUCUGAAUUGGAAUCAUUGGGCUUGCAGAGGCACAGGAAAGAACUCUUUGUGUUGACGGGUCUUCCCGUGUGGAAAAAGGCAUGCUUGGUGGCAGUGAAAGAGGUCUGAAUGUUUUUGAGGGCAAUCAUCUUCUCUCUUUCUUAUUCUUCGUUUCAGAGAGAGAGAGAAAUGUUUUAUAUGUACAGUAUAAAAGUUUUGAACCUCACGCUGUAUGCAUCAUUAUCUGAGCAUUAUCCGUUUGGACAAGCAUGAUAAAGUUUAUUUGUUAAAAGACGGUGAUGAAUAAUGAGUAAUGCUAUAUAUAUAUAUAUGGGGUUAAAUACCUUA